Messenger RNA from Poecilia reticulata (guppy), 774 nucleotides. The record is from RefSeq and is a predicted model, not a curated record. Lineage: Eukaryota; Metazoa; Chordata; Actinopteri; Cyprinodontiformes; Poeciliidae.
AUGGUGCAAGUUUACCUACACAGCCCGGUGCUGCUGCAAACAAACGCGUCGACGCACGUCUUCUCCAAGUUUGAUGCCUCCCCGAUGAGCGCGGCCAAUCACAAUCCCUCGCUCGCUCGCUCUUUUUGCAUCUCUGCGCAUCCCAAGCCGCGGAGAGUCUCCGAGGACCGGCGCCUGCUGUCUCGCCUCCGGGCGGGGACGCUUGCAGAAACAAAAGGUGAGAAAAUUGGUGUCAGAGUUUAUGUAGUUCACUCAUUUUCCCUUCUGUACAACACCACCGAUUACCCGUCCUGUGCUCUUAUAACGAUUUAUAUAAUCAUUCACCCUGACAUUUAUAUAGACCGCAAUGGUCGUAAACAUGACAUGAUGCUCCUGAAGCUGCCAAGAAAAACAACAGUCCAACCAAUCAAACUACCUGACUGUCCAGAUACUCUCCUACUUGGCACCAAGGUUCAGAUUGCAGGUUAUGGACCAGCAAGAGCUGGCUUAUUUAACAAAAGAAUUGAUCAUACUCCACACAAUCUUCAGGGUGCAGAGUUCAAGAUUGAUAAACAUGAAAGGUUGGAAAAAGUACUGGAAAAAGACAACGAUUGGCACAGACACCAGACAUGGUACAGUGUGAGAAGCUCUAAGAAGGACAUAUCUUUCGGCGACUGUGGUGGAGGAGUUAUCCACCAGGCCAUCAUUGGAGACCUAAAGUAUGCACUCUGUUCACCAAGUGGCUUCAUGGAUGUCUGUGCCUACAAGCAGUGGAUAGAUGACACAAUUCAUUAA